Molecule: messenger RNA, 360 nt
Organism: Aureobasidium melanogenum CBS 110374
Lineage: Eukaryota; Fungi; Ascomycota; Dothideomycetes; Dothideales; Saccotheciaceae
Exons: 1
Source: RefSeq, a predicted model, not a curated record
CGCGAGCAGAACCUAGCGGCACUGAAGCUACUGCCAGAGUGGAUGGUAGUUAUGAAAGUAGUCGUUAUACACCUCGAUAUUGGACGAGCUGCCGACAGCGGUCUGUUUGGGCUAUUAGGAGAUGAGAUCAUACAAGUGGUAGACGCCGCUCUGCCAUUGGCUUCGCAGCUGUAUGAGUUGGCCGAGUAUUGUGAACGUGAUGCCUCCAUCACGACUGCCCAGGACUUUACUCGAACGUCUGCAAACGACAUGGAUGCCAUGGUGAAGCGUAGAGCCUUCGAAAUUUUCCAUGAUGAUGAGGUAGGCAAGCGUCUGCGGCCAGCUAUCAUGUUUAGGCUGUGUACAGAGAUGUGUAAUCAC